This is a messenger RNA of Clunio marinus, 204 nucleotides long. The record is from the annotation of a GenBank genome assembly. NCBI's taxonomy places the organism in Eukaryota, Metazoa, Arthropoda, Insecta, Diptera, Chironomidae.
AUGAAAAACAAUUGUGAAGAAAAUCUUGUUAAAGAUAAGGUGAAAAAUGUUUCUCAUCCUGAAGAUGCUUUAAAAUAUUUGAAGAAUUCAGUAUUAUCGUGUUACAAAAAUAUAGUAAUAGAGGUGACAAUUUUGAUGUCAAUUUGUGGAUGUUUUUGUGCCUGUCUAGAGCUGAAUAACAUCAUGGGCUUGAAAAAAACCUAA